Messenger RNA from Sander lucioperca (pikeperch), 4006 nucleotides. RefSeq names its product integrin alpha-11-like. Gene Ontology annotation, cellular component: external side of plasma membrane; integrin complex. Gene Ontology annotation, molecular function: integrin binding. The coding region runs from base 76 to 3675 and encodes 1199 amino acids. The record is from RefSeq and is a predicted model, not a curated record. Gene Ontology annotation, biological process: cell-matrix adhesion; cell adhesion mediated by integrin; integrin-mediated signaling pathway. NCBI's taxonomy places the organism in Eukaryota, Metazoa, Chordata, Actinopteri, Perciformes, Percidae. The transcript is spliced from 30 exons.
CAGAGUUAAGAAUCAACCCACCAACUCACUCACACUCCACACUCUGCCUCUAUUUCUUUUCAUCAACACACACUCAUGGAUUAUUAUUAUCACCUUCCUCUUCUGCUGCUGUGGACCUGCGGCUUCCUGCCAGAUCUUCAGCUCUGCUUCAACUUCGACACGAAGAACUUCAAGAUCUUCUCCGGGUCCAAAGAAAACCAGUUUGGUUACACGGUCCAACAGCACGAGGUGGGAGAACGCCAGUGGUUGCUGGUUGGAGCUCCCUUUGAAUCCACAGGGAAGCAGCAGACUGGUGAUGUGUUCAAAUGUCCGCUGGACACCAGGAAGUCGGCAAACUGCACUCGACUCUACCUGGGGGAACUUUCUCUGGACAACGUAUCGGAGAGGAAAGACAAGAUGAGGCUGGGGAUGACGCUGACCUCCAACCCAAAGGACAACAGCUUUGUGACCUGCGGUCCGCUCUGGUCUCAUGAAUGUGGAAGCUCCCUGUACAGCACAGGAAUCUGCUCCAGAGUCACCCGCAACUUUAAACUGUCCCACUCCAUCACACCGGCCCUGCAGAGGUGUGAGACGUUCAUAGACAUCGUGAUCGUUCUGGACGGUUCUAACUCCAUCUAUCCGUGGUACGAGGUACAGGACUUCCUCAUCACCAUGCUGCAGAAGUUCUACAUCGGCCCAGGUCAGACGCAGGUGGGUGUGGUUCAGUACGGCUCCACGGUGGUCCACGAGUUCAGUCUGGCUGAGUACCAGACGGUGGAGGAGGUGGUUGAGGCCGCCCGGAGCAUCGACCAGCGGGGCGGCGAGGAGACCAGGACGGCACUGGGCAUCAACGUGGCGCGGUCGGAGGCAUUUAAGCGCGGCGGCCGUCCCGGCGCCCAGAAGGUGAUGAUCGUGAUCACAGACGGAGAAUCUCACGACAGUCCACAGCUGGUGCAGGCCGUCGCCGACAGCGAGAGAGACAACGUCACCAUGUACGCCAUCGCUGUUCUGGGUUAUUACAACCGUCGGGGAAUCAACCCUGAAGCCUUUCUGAAGGAGAUAAAGUUCAUUGCGAGCGACCCGGAUGAAAAGCACUUCUUCAACGUGACCGACGAGUCAGCGCUGAAGGACAUCGUGGACGCGCUGGGAGAGAGGAUCUUCUCUCUGGAAGGAACCAGCAGUCAGGGUCGAAGGUUCGGUCUGCAGAUGGCUCAGGCUGGUUUCUCCUCACAUUUAGUCAAAGACGGUAUUCUGCUCGGGGCGCCGGGCGCCUACGACUGGAACGGCGCCGUGCUGAAAGAAACCAAACAUGGGAAAGUGGUUCCACCAAAAUCCUCCUACAAGGACGAGUUUCCAGACGAGCUGAAGAACCACGCAGCUUAUCUGGGUUACUCGGUGGGUUCACUCGUUUCGCCUCGCGGCUCUCAGCUCUACAUGGCCGGAGCUCCGAGGUUCAACCACACCGGGAAGGUUAUCGUCUUCUCCCUGAGGAACACCGGAAACCUGACCAUCCUGCAGGCGCUGCUGGGAGAGCAGAUCGGCUCGUAUUUCGGCAGCGAGUUGUUGUCGAUGGACGUAGACGGCGACGGACUAACGGAUGUCCUCUUAGUGGCAGCCCCCAUGUUUUACAGCGAGGGCUGGGAGAGAGGGAAGGUCUACAUCUACACCGUCACCCCUCAGACAUCCUUCAUCCUGCAGGGGGCGCUGGAGGUUUCUGACCGCUCUCAGAACUCCCGGCUGGGUUCUGCAUUGGCCCAGAUACCCGACAUGAACGGGGACGGGUUCAGGGAGCUGGUGGUGGGAGCACCGCUGGAGGAUGGCCACCAGGGUGCACUCUACGUCUUUUAUGGCCAGGACAAAACCAUCAAACACCAGUACAGACAGCGUGUGUCUGCAGCUGGCUUCUCUGCAGGUCUGCAGUAUUUCGGUCAAAGUGUUCACGGUGUUCUGGACGUCAACGGAGACGGUCUUGUGGACCUCGCUGUGGGAGCAAUGGGAGCUGCCGUCAUUGUCUGGUCUCGUGGCGUGGUGCGGAUUCAGGCCAAGCUGACCUUUGAGCCUGAGAAAAUAAACAUCUUUAACAAAGACUGUUGGCGAGGAGGGAAGGAGGUCACGUGCAUGUCUGUGACCGUCUGUCUGAGUCUGGACUCCAGGACUAAGACCAGGACAAGGACUAAUGUUGCGGUUUGGUACAGCCUGGUGUUGGAUGAGAGGCGUUUCCCCCCCCGAGCUGUUCUGGACGAGUCGGACCGACAGCAGCCCCGGAGUUUGUUUCUGCCGGUCGGAGGUCAACGCUGCCAACGCCUCGGCUUCUCCAUUCAGGAAACGACUGACUACGGGCGUCCCGUCGCGGUGUUUCUGGAGACAGGGUUGAGGAGUCCAGACGAGGGGCCGGUGUUGGACCCCGACUGGCCCAGCGUCCUGAAGGCCGAGCUUCCCUUCUGGAACGGUUGUGAGCAGGAAGACGCCUGCGUCCCCGACCUCGUCCUCCACAGCCACACCGACCUGAUGGAUGUUGAGCAGUUCUGCAGCUGGAGGGACGGAGCCGCCUGGUCACUCUGCAGCCGGCAGCGGCCAGCCAACGGCUCACUGCACGUGGUGGAGACCGGACGGAGGAGGCUGGCGGUGUCUGCUCGCCUGGAGAAUCGGGGAGAGAACGCCUAUGGUGCCGCCAUCCACAUCUCCACCUCCUCCAACCUGCUCUUUUCCAGCCUCAUAAUCAAGGACCAAUCAGAUAUUCAGAUUGAGUGCUACACCGAGGACAGACUGGCUAAUCAGAGGAGCUGUAACAUCAGCGCUCCCUUCAUGAAGUCCCUGUCUCAGGUGUCUUUCCGCCUCGAGUUUGAGUUCAGCCGCUCAGUCUUUUUGGAUCAUGUCCGGGUCACCAUGGCGACCAGCAGUGAGGGAGAGGAGGGUUACCCCGACGACAACAUCAACGACAUCUUCCUCCCUCUGAAGUACCAAACGGACCUCCUCUUCACCAGAGACCAGAACGCUCCUCGCUUUGAGAUCAGAGCAGACUCUUCCUCCUCCUCUUCCUCUUCGUCCUGGGACCAACCAGACAGCAGCUCUUCCUCCUUCAACCUCACUUACUACAUCCAGAACCUGGGCCUGUUCUCGGUGCAGGACGUCCUGUUCAGGGCUGACAUCUGGGCCGUGACCAGGCGGGGGAACCAGCUGCUGAACAUCACAGACUACAGCAUCGAGCAGGUCGCUGGGUCUCACUGCUCGCUGCCUCGGCCCAGAACAACCAAUCAGGUGACAGCUGAGGACCUGUCUCACCUGUCGCAGCUGAACCACAGUAACAGUGGGAGUGUGGAGCUCCAGUGCAGACUGAACCUGCCUCCGUCCAGGCAGCUGAAGCUGACGCUCAGAGGACGACUCCAGCUUCCCGCUCUGCUCGCUGUGAGCUUCAGGUCCCUGGAGUUACUGAGCGCUGCCUCCGUCCAGCUGCCGGCGUCCAGUCCCAUGUUCCUGCAGGAGGACACAGCUGUCAGACAGAUAAUCCUGGAGUUUAGGAAAGACGAGGACUACGUCGUCCCCUUCUGGAUAAUACUGGGCAGCUCACUGGGAGGCCUGCUGCUGCUCGCUUUACUGGUCCUGGCCCUGUGGAAGCUCGGCUUCUUCAACAGACGGAAAAGACAGGAAGAGGACGAGCAUCCUGUAGCCAAUGGGAAGGCAGCAGAGGAGCUUUAAUGUGAGGGCGACAACGAUGCUGCGUUCGUCCGGUCCUCGUCAACGUGUACAUUCACACAAACAUCAUCGUACGAGUUCUGCACCUGAGUGGUUUAACGGCAGCCUGUUGAUCAUGACAACGUGGAGCUUAUUACUGGUUUUACAGAGAAAAGGCUGCGAUUUUAUCAAUUACUGUGGUCUAACGUGUAACUUCCUGGUGCUGAAAUCAGAAAUUUCCGACUUUAUGAGUUGAUGAGGAUCACCUGAAUGCAUCAUGAGCCACUCAGGGACCCUGAUGCCCCAAUCAGCCAAUCAGCUGCGCCCCUGAACAUCAGUUAAUCAAAAAGGUCGA